GCAAUGAAUUUAUGGACUUUACUGAUGAUGAUGACGUCGAGAAAGUUAACAAAAAGUCAAACAAAAGUGCCCUUAGAGAAUCUAAUAGAUCAACAGUCUUAAAAGUUACAGAGGGGAAAAAAGCUCAAAAAAAAGAAAAAGAAACAACAUCAAGAAAAAUCAAAAAUAUGUUUAUGCUUAUGCUUAUGCUUAUGAAGAAAAAGGAUGAUGACUCU
Entrophospora sp. SA101 is the source of this 215-nucleotide messenger RNA. The record is from the annotation of a GenBank genome assembly. NCBI's taxonomy places the organism in Eukaryota, Fungi, Glomeromycota, Glomeromycetes, Entrophosporales, Entrophosporaceae.